Molecule: messenger RNA, 1224 nt
Organism: Syzygium oleosum
Lineage: Eukaryota; Viridiplantae; Streptophyta; Magnoliopsida; Myrtales; Myrtaceae
Exons: 8
Coding region: 256-879 (207 amino acids)
Source: RefSeq, a predicted model, not a curated record
UUGACUCGAUGACCUCUCCCUAAAGAAGCUUCUGUUUGGCCAGGUCCAGUCCUCCCCUACCUCCGUCUACUUUCGUACUCUGUGACUCUGUCUCUGCCUGAGCCUGAGACCGCCCUGUUCUUUGUCCGGUCUUCGUAGUAUACAAAGGCGUCCUUCGUUGUUCUUGGUGUGUUGCGUUCAAGCUCUUUGGCUCGCGAGUUCUUCUUCCUCUGUUUUUUCUUUCUUUUUUUGCAGAGGUGAUUGAGCUUCGCGGCCAUGGCGUCUCAAGAGCAUCUGGAGAAGCUGCAAGCCCGUAAGAGUUACAGGAAUUUCUGGCACGCUGACCUCAUGCGUACCAUUCCAGUUGACACUCCCUACUGCUGCUUUGCCUUUUGGUGUGGACCAUGUGCUUCGUACUUGCUCCGGAAAAGAGCCCUUUACAAUGACAUGUCCAGAUAUGUGUGUUGCGCUGGUUACAUGCCCUGCAGUGGAAGGUGCGGAGAAAGUCGGCAUCCCGAGCUAUGCCUCGCCACUGAGGUCUGCUGCUGCUUUGGAAAUUCAGUGGCCUCGACACGCUUUCUCUUGCAAGAUGAGUUCAACAUACAGACCACUCAAUGCGACAAUUGUAUCAUCGCCACCAUGAUCGUCCUCCAACAAGUUGCCUGCGUAUUUUCAAUCAUAGCAAUGAUAUGCGGAAACAGCGAGAUUCGACAGGCUUCACAGAUACUUAGUUGUUUGGCCGACAUGGUUUACUGCACGGUUUGCGCGUGUAUGCAGACUCAACACAAGAUAGAAAUGGACAAGCGAGACGGCUUGAUCAACGAUGGACCAAUGACCAUGCCUGGAUUUCAGCAAAUGUCGCGCCUCGACCAGCGGGUGCCUCCCUCGGCCGGUUACUAGCCGCCUCAGCCUGCGUACCGACACCCCAUCCCAACUCCAGCUACUCGAGAUAAAACCUUUCUCAGCUGUCCCCUGAUGCAGAUGAUGCAAUCAAAGUUAUCUUCCUCACAAUUUCAGAUAUCAAAUUUAGCUUCGUAUUCGUGUGGGAGCCAUCGCUCUUUUUCACUUGGAUUUGUAUACGGACAUUCUUGAUUCGUGUUCUACUGUAGGGAAGAACAAUGUUAUACGGUUUGUAUUCUCUCAGGCGCGGUCCGUUUCUUUCAAAGAGAUGGCUGUAAUGGGAAUAGCUCUUGCUGUGUGUGCCAAUGAAAUACAAGUGCAUCUCUUCGUGUCUUUAACAACAAA